GGUAAAUGUGACGAACAGAACCGGGAUAAUAGAUGCAAUAUUCUUACUCAGUUAACGCAAAAUAAGAUAAAUCCUAAUAAUGUCAAACUGUUAACUGAUGAUAAUGCGGGGCUCGAUUUCCUGACAUUAUGCGCAGUAAAGAAGUCAGAGGAAGAAAUGUCUUCUGAAGCUGUGCCGGAAAUGGAUACGACUUACAUUCCUGCGCCAAAACCAAUUAAAGAUUUGUUCAAUUUUGUAGUGCCUAAUAUAGAAAUUCUUAAUAGUUUAGCUUUCUUAACGGAAGAUAAUUUAACGCAAUGUAAAGACAAUGAAGAUGAGAAUAUUUAUGACGCUAAUGAUUGUAUUAAUGUUGAUGAUGAUAACGUUUGGUGCACUAUACGAAAUGAGAAGAGUGUUGAUAACGGUGAAAUAAGAUUCGAAGAUAUACUUGAUGAGAGUUCCGACUCGAAUGAAGCAGCAGUUUCGUAUCUAAACCAUCUAAUUACAGAUAUGGAGAUAAAUUCGAUUAACACGAAUAAAGCUUCUACAUCUGAAAUGAAAGAAAAUAAUGAAAUUAUAACUGGCACGAACACCGAAUUGUCAACUAAUGCACUAGAAGACCUGGAACCUUCCAUAUUUGAAAACAUAUUAAAUGAAUCAUUUAGUUCAGUCGAAGACGAUUUAGAAGAUAAGGAUGAUACAGCAAUGGGAAAUACAGAAUCUCCAAAUUCUUCAAACGUUUCUAUUCAUGCAAGAGAAACCAAUGUCACGCAUGAGACUAACGUUGAUACUUUUCAUAACGAAGAUAAUGUUGCUAAAACUAAUCAAAAUCUAUCAUCAUCUAUGAAACUCGUUGAACCUUAUCAAAUGAAAAAAAUUGUAAGUUUUAUAGAUGAAAUACAAGAUGUUGAUUUUAAUAGCGAUGAUGAUAUAAGUGAAUUUGUUAAGUAUGACUCAAAUAAAAAUAGAUCAAUGCGUAAUUCCAAAACAGAAGAGAGUCUGUUGUCCAUAACUCAAGCUAUUGGCGAAAUAGCACGAGGGAAAAAACAUUUGGAAACAUCAAGGACAGUAAGUAAAGAAGAAUCGACUAACGAAGAAAGUAGUGGCUGGAUUUCAGUCAAUACUAAAAAUGAAAUUAAAGUUGGGAAAAGCGACACGAGUUCGAGAACAGACAAC
Molecule: messenger RNA, 1155 nt
Organism: Temnothorax curvispinosus
Lineage: Eukaryota; Metazoa; Arthropoda; Insecta; Hymenoptera; Formicidae
Product: protein PFC0760c-like
Exons: 1
Source: RefSeq, a predicted model, not a curated record